GCCACAUCACUCACUAAAGCAAACACAGCAUUAACAACACAGCAACCAGGAAGCUGCUAAUUCACAACAUAGUGGGACUAAAAGGAUACAAGUAAGAAAAAUAGCAAAACCCAAAGAGUGUCAGUCCCCUGCACAACAUGGCGGAGGAAGAGGCCGUCUCCCCAAGCCAGGAGUCCUAUUUGGCCUCCCUUGCCUAUGAAAUCUUCACAUCACCCCUGAACAUAUUCCUUUUGGGAGUAUGUGCGGUCCUCAUUUACAAAAUACUACGGCCGUCAGAUGGCAGUGGGGCAGCCACAGGACCACAGGAGCCGCCCAUUCCCAAAAUGAAACGGCAAGACAUGACCCUGGAGCAGCUGAGGCAGUAUGACGGCAAGGGGGAGUACGGCAGGGUCUGUGUUGGUGUCAACGGAAAGAUCUUUGAUGUGACACGUGGCAAGAAAUUCUACGGCCCUGGUGGGCCGUAUGCAGCCUUUGGUGGCCGAGAUGCCACCCGGGCGCUGGCCACCUUCAGUGUCGACGACGUCAAGGAGGACUACGAUGACCUCAGUGACCUCUCCUCUAUGCAGAUGGACUCCGUGCGCGAGUGGGAGAUUCAGUUCACUGAAAAAUAUGAGUACAUUGGCAAGUUGUUAAAGCCUGGAGAGGAGGCCACCGAGUACUCAGACGAGGAGGAAGCCAAAGACGCCAAAGACACCAAAGCGAAAAAGGAUGAGUAAAAAAAAAUAAUUAUAAUAAUAAUAUCUUUUCUGGUAAAAACAAAAAAUAAAAAAAAAAUAAAAAAAAGAUAAUUUUUAUGAAAAUAUCAAGGUUCUCGCCAGACUCCCAAAGUUUGUUACAGUUUUCUCUUUUGUAACCUUUGAAAUGAGGAAGUAAUACUAUGCAAUCAUUAUCUCAGCUAGAAUGUGAUUGGCACACAAGGCACGAAUAAUUGAUACCUUGGAUCAAUACAAACUCAAGAUCAGGAUUGCAACUCCCAAAGAUUAAACACACACAAAAAAAAGCAACAAAAAAAAAGGGGAAGUGUGAUUCAUAACCUUUUACAGCUUUGAUCUCACUUUUUUGUAACUAAUAAAGGAAACAAUUCAGAUCAAAUACUAUUCAGAAAAGUCACUGAUUAAAAAAAAAAAGGACAAAAAAAUCUAAGUAAAUCAGGAACUUUUUUUUUUUUAUUUAUUUAUUAUUUAUUUAUUUUUUUAUGAGAUCUACUAAGGAACCCUGGUGUUACUUUUGGACUGUCUGGCAGAUCUCUUCCAUAUGAUGCGUGUUUGGGGGCUAAGAGGUUCAAGAAGGGAAUAUUAGGCAUAGCUGUGUUUAUUAUAAGGCUGAAGGAGUUGUAGAUUAAGGUCAACCGGUGCCUGCCAAGAUGGGAAGCAGCUUUGUGACGGGGGGUUCGAGGGUGUCAGACGGAAACGGAAGCAUGACACACUUAGGUAAGGUUUGCGUAGUUUGUCUCCAUCCAUCCCCCUCUUCCGUUACUGUAGAGCACCGAGACAGCCGUUAUUAUUAGCUUCACAGGUGUUGUCUUACGUUAGGUUGUGUGUGGUGAAGGAUGUGGGUGGUGGUGGUUGGGAGUUAGAUAACCUGCUGUACUAACCUGUGUUUUGUGAGUUCCCCAAGUUUUAAGUCCUCUGAUCUGCUGAGAGUUCACCAUUGCCAGAUUUUGUAAGGAGAGUGACAGCAGGUCAGAGGGCUUAAGAUGAAAGGAAAGCACUGAACAUGAUGGUAGUGAGUGGAGGUUGCUGGACUUCUAAUUACAACUGUACAUUGGAAGCCUGGAAAGUGUGAUGUUUUGAGUUCAAAGUGACAACCAUGUAAUAUUUUUUUCACUGUCUCUCUUUCUGUUUUUUUAUCAUGAGGGAUGGAUGUUCAGGUUAGGUUUUUUUAUUUGAUAUAUAAUAAAAGCUUUCGUGUGAAGCUCCUAAUUUCUUGCUAGGUAAAAUUAAUACUACUGUAGUUUCUUUGAUGAUAAUGAGUGACUGAGUUUGGCAAUUGUUUGUAAUAAUAACAUGCCAGCUGGUAAUUUAAAGCCAUGAACAAUUAAUUGUAGUUUGAACUAUUUUUAAUGAUAUAAGUUUGUAGGCUUAGUUGAGUAGUAGCAUAAAGCUGUCUUUCAUUUUCUUUCCUUUAUCAUAAUACUUGGCUAAGUUUUCAAUAGUGGCUCGGUACACACGUGUGUGUGUGUGUGUGUGUGUGUGUGAGUGUGUCAGGUGUGUGAACUUGUGUAAAAGCAUGAAAGAUUAAGUUUGUAGGCAGGGCUAUACCAGUGAAGAACUAACUGCCUUAUCUAAAAAUGCUAUAAGAGUGAGAACCAAAAAAUGAAAGUUUAGUGAAUGGGAACAGUAGCUAGAGAGAGAGAGAGAGAGAGAGAGAGAGAGAGAGUGGAUGUGUGACUGCCUAGAGGGAACAUAGAGGGGAGAGUUGGCCAUGUCUGGUUGGAAGGACUUGCGUAGGUAACUUGGCCUCAAAUCGUAACCUUAGCCUUAUGAAGCACUGCUGUCUGACGUAAUUUUUAGUUGCCUCUGAAAUGCUGAUGCAGAGUUAUUUUCAUACCUACCCAAUAUAGCUGUACUUGGCCAAAUAUUUAGCUUUCUGAAGUAUAGUAUAUUGUAUAUCCACUCAGCCUUGUGUGUGAGGUUUGUCUUUCAGUCUUCGUGGAGAUGAUGCAUAUGUGGAGUGUCUUCAGAAGCGUGUGUACUGUACUGGUGCGGUGACUCUAAGGGGGAAGGAAGAGAAGUGUUAAAGCGUCUAUUGCACUGUUACCAAGUCUAAAGUUUAUGCCUCCUACGUGCAUUGCAUAUCACAUGUUGUAAUGGAUAAGCAAAGGCAGGGUGCUUUCUGGAAUUGGUUGCACGAGGCACCACAUUCACUGUUUAAAACUAUUGAUACUGAUGGAGACUCACAUUCUAGGGAAAGAUGAAUGAAGUGAGCAGCUUUUAAUGUAAUGGUCCAGUCAUUAUGUAUUUAUUAUUAUUACUGUUAAUUGGAUAAAGUGAAUGAUUUUCUUAUGUGAGUGGGGAUUGUGUGCUGCUCAGAACAGGACUUUGCAAUGCUUGUGAUGAAUGCCGAGGAGGUGGACCGUCGUAAUGGGUGUUGUGAGUCCCUCGCUGGGUUUUGUUCAUUAAUAGUCGCAAAAAAAAAGAAUAACAUGGGACAUACCUAUACAUAUAUAAAUAUAUAUAUAUUUAACUAUUUCUAAUUUUCUUCCAUGUAUUACUACAAUUUUUGCUUGAUGAUUUAACGGGCAUUGAGAUGAUUUGUUUGCAAGGUUGGGUUUCCAUAAUGCAUAAAGAAAGACUGAUAAUUGAUGAAUGCUUGAUUAUUUUAUUCUGGUGUACUGUACUACAUUAGGACUGAGCUUAUCUAGUGCGUCACGUGAAGGUGACAGCAGCGGAGGUGUUACUCGGUGUUACUCCAGCCAGUCCAUCGUGGUGUUGCUGGAGGUCUUGCCACGUCACCAGCAGGAGGGUGUUUUUGUUCAUGUGUUUUGGAGUCAUCUUUGGUCCUCUUUCGGUACUAUCUUUGUUUUUGCCAGUAAGUUUUCCAUUCUUGCUGUCGGUGUCCAGUAAUACAAGUGGAAUCUUUUAGUGUGUGCUACGUGUUGAUCGGUUAUCUGAGGUGUCCAGGUUUCAGAUCAUUUGGCAUUCCUGACUCUUGUUCUCCCAGCCAUGCAUGAAGAAGUUAAUUUAACUUUGUGAUAUUUAGAGAAGCAGAAUUUGUAUUUAUAUUUUUUACACAGUGUCAAGUGUAGUUUGAUAAUAAAAUAAAAUCAAUCCACAUGGAACUAAGUAGGAACCAAUAUUGUGUAAACAGGAUCACUUUCUUACAAGAUAAGGAGGUCAAGUGUGUACAGGUGAAUGUUAUGUCUAUUCAAAAAGAGUCAGUAAACUUAUUAUUAUACAAA
This is a messenger RNA of Scylla paramamosain (green mud crab), 3901 nucleotides long. RefSeq names its product membrane-associated progesterone receptor component 1-like (gene MSBP). Bases 138 to 716 code for a protein of 192 amino acids. The record is from RefSeq and is a predicted model, not a curated record. The transcript has 5 exons. Lineage: Eukaryota; Metazoa; Arthropoda; Malacostraca; Decapoda; Portunidae. Gene Ontology annotation, cellular component: endomembrane system; endoplasmic reticulum; membrane.